This is a messenger RNA of Thalassophryne amazonica, 945 nucleotides long. RefSeq names its product coagulation factor XI-like. Gene Ontology annotation, cellular component: extracellular region. Lineage: Eukaryota; Metazoa; Chordata; Actinopteri; Batrachoidiformes; Batrachoididae. The coding region runs from base 1 to 945 and encodes 314 amino acids. The transcript has 7 exons. Gene Ontology annotation, biological process: proteolysis. Gene Ontology annotation, molecular function: protein binding. The record is from RefSeq and is a predicted model, not a curated record.
AUGGUUCAAUUAUUCUACUCUCCUGAUAUUGAGCAUUGUCGUCACCUGUGCACGGAGCACCACGCCUGCAAGUUCUUUACCUUUAUUCGACCCGACUCGACAACCGAUAACAGGCACUUCUACUGCUACAUGAAGAUGACUGGCUCUGGAAUUCCCAGUGAUCGGAAGCCACUGCUGGGUGUCACUUCUGGAUUUUCUCUCAAAUCCUGCAGUCCAAUAACUUGUGUGUCUCAGGUGUACCAGAACGUGGACUUCUCCGGAGCCGACUACAAAACGCUUUUCAUGCCAGAUUAUGAGGAAUGUCAAAGAAUCUGCACACAAGAGCCCGUGUGUCAGUUCUUUACAUUUGUUAAUGAAGACUUCACACCACAGAACAUCAGAUAUAAGUGUCACCUUAAAUUCAGCUGGACUGUACCAAGGACCCCAAUAGUAAAUGCAAAAACCGGUGUUGUGUCUGGGUUCUCACACAACAUAAAAAGUCCGAACACUGGCAAAGCAUGUGAGAACAAACUGUUUCCGAGCACUGAGAUCACAGGAGACACCUUCGAAACUCUGCCUGCUGCCUCUCCUGAACACUGUCUCAGUUUGUGCUCCGCUCAUCCUCGCUGUACCUUCUUCUCUUAUGUCAGUAGUAAGUGUAAACACGACUCUCUGCCAACAGGCUGGGUUAAGGUGGCUCAGGAAGGAGUAGAUUUCCAAGGAUCUGAUUUUAAAUUUGUGCUGUUGGAUGACGCCAACAAAUGCCAGGAGAGUUGCACCCGCGAUUACAACUGCCAGUUCUACACCUACGUCAAAACAAGCUUCUCUGACAGGACUUAUUGGCAACACUGUUAUUUGAAGCGUGUCGUCACAAUGCCCGCUCCCCCGAAAGUCGCCAAGUUGGCCAACCUUGUGUCCGGAUUCUCACUGAAGAACUGCAAUGUUCCCCCGGUGGGUGCUCAUUGA